UUUCGAGACGAAGUUCGAAGCGAUGGGUAAGUGCGUGUGUACAUGCCCGUAAAGGCUGCAAGAAGGAGGCAAGAAAAGGCGAGGGCAAUGUUGAACAUCGAUGGAGCUCAUGUAAUUUGGUCAACAAGUAUUAAGGGUUUCAGUAAGUGAUGAAAUGUUUGACGUUUACCGGCUGCACGGAGUCGAUAUGUGUUGAUGUGCCAUGGCUCCGCGAUGGUUUCACCUCUGUGCGCUGGUGUUCUGUCCUCCUCACGGUAUCCGGAUGGGAAAUCUCUGCAGAAAAGUGGCACACUGGCCUCGAAAUUAAUUCCAGAAUUCUCCAACAUCGGCAAAGUAUUAUAAAGAUAUGGAUAAACACUGCAGAGUGAAGGAUGAAGCCACGUCAAAGGCAGCAAAGCGCAAGGAAAACAAACAGAAACAUGGACGGCUUUUUCGAAAGAAAUCAUUGAAGUCGGUGGGGAGUUUUGUAAAUAAAAUUAUCAAAACUUUGGGCACUUUUACCCACUUUGGAGAUGUUGCAGUUCAGGGAGCAGAGGAUGACGAUGGGGGGUUUCGUGACGGAACACCUUGUAACAUCAGUUCCAACUCAGAAAAUAUCAAAGAGGAUGUCCAGGUCGCCGGGGAUGAUUCUGUUAAAAAUAAUUCGAUAGCUUCUUCCCGUUGCUCGGUGAAAGAGAGGGUUUUAUGGUGCUAUGGUGGCAAAAUUCCAGGUGUUCUAGGCUUGAAAAAUCAUGGGAACACCUGUUUCAUGAACGCGGUGGUCCAGUGCUUGAGCAACACUGACCUGCUCGCAGAGUAUCUCGGGUUGGAGCGGUACAAAUUGGAUUUGAGUCGAAGGAGAAUUAAUGGGAUUGUUAAAAGUGAAGACACGCAGCAUGCCAGAGGUGAAGUCACGGAGCAGUUGGCAUCACUUGUUAGGGCACUCUGGACUCUGGAAUACAUCCCUCAACUGUCAGUGGAAUUCAAGAGUAUAGUAUCCAAGUAUGGAUCCCAAUUCCGAGGAAACUCACAACAUGACGCCCUGGAGUUCCUGCUUUGGCUUCUGGACCGAGUUCAUGAAGAUGUCAACUUGUCCUCCUGCAGCAACAACAAUAACAAGACCAAAGCCCCAGGGAAGGGCCCUGGUAUAUCAGAGAAGGCGAUGGUCACUGAGACUCCCCACUCGCAGCAGCCUGGGGCAUGCCACAGCUUUGUACAGGAACACUUCCAGGCACAAUACAAGUCAUCGCUGACCUGCCCUCAUUGUCAUAAACAGAGCAACACCUUUGACCCUUUCCUCUGCAUUUCACUUCCCAUCCCUCUGCGCCACACCAGGUCUUUGUGUGUUACUCUGGUCUUCAGUACGAAGGGCCAGAGAUACCUGCGCAUCGGGCUGGCUGUGCCUCUCUUUGGUUCGCUGGCCUUUCUUAGAAGGAUGUUGGCGGAUGAGGGGAAGAUCUCCCCAGACCAGGUGAUCCUGACAGAGAUCUACACCACAGGCUUUCAGCGCUCCUUCUUUGAUGAGGAGGAUCUCACGUGCAUAGCCGAGACUGACAUCAUCUAUGCCUUCCAGGCCCCGCCCCUAUACAUCAGAGGAGGCUCUGCACUACUCUCAGGGUACCACCACAGCCUGCCGUCGUCGCCGUACUCCUCCGGGCCCGAAGGUCAAAGGUUACCUCCAUCCGGAACUUUGUCAUCAGAGUUCCUGAACCAUGGUGUACCGGUGAAGAUCCUGUUGCUGGUGUGCAAUGCCGCCUGGAAUGCCCAGCAGGCUGUCAGGUUUGGACCGCCGUUCCUGAUGAGGGAGGACCGCUCCACCUCCUGGGACCAGCUGCAGCAGAGCAUCCUCAGCAAGCUCUACUACCUGAUGAUCAACGGAGCACAGGCCCAGAAUGCCAGAGUGCUGUUUAAGAUCCGUGUGGUGGGAGGAUCAGCGUCCUACAGCUACCUCUCCCCCCAGGAUGGACGGCCGCUCUACCACCCAGCAGUGAACAGAGCUCUUAAUCUCUGUGGCUCAGGAGGACCGCCCCAUGUGAAGCUCAUCAUCGAGUGGGAACACAGAAUCAAAGACUGCCUGUUUGGGAACAUCCAGGAGGAGGUGGUGAAGGAUGCUGAGAGUGUGAGAGGCCAGCAUCAGCAGCACGUCCAGCAGCACAGUUGUACCCUGGACGAGUGCUUUCAGCUCUACACUAAAGAGGAACAGCUGGCCCCAGACGAUGCAUGGAAAUGUCCCCACUGUAAGCAGCUGCAGCAGGGCAUGGUGAAGAUGAGCCUGUGGACGCUGCCUGACAUCCUCAUCCUCCACCUCAAGCGCUUCCGGCAGGUGGGCGAGCGCCGCAACAAGCUGGCCACGCUGGUGCGCUUCCCCCUGGACGGCCUAGACAUGGCGCCCCAUGUGGUGAAGAGGAGUCAGAGCACCCGGCUGCCCCCCCAAUGUCCUCUGCCCCCCCACGGUCCUCUGCUCCCUGGCCCCCUGCACCCGGCCUGGAAACAGCCCUGCCCACCCGACGUGGCGCCUCCAGACUUCCUAUAUGACCUCUAUGCCGUGUGUAACCAUCACGGAGGCAUGCACGGGGGACAUUACACAGCGUUCUGCAGGAACUCAUUGGACGCACAGUGGUAUGGGUAUGAUGACAGCAGUGCAGAGCCAGUCACAGAGGGGGAGGUGUGCACACGGGGAGCCUACAUCCUCUUCUACCAGAGACGCAACACCAUCCCUCCAUGGUCAGCCAGCUCCUCUCUCAGAGGCUCCACCAGCUCCUCCACGUCAGACCACUGGCUGAUCCGUCUGACGCGGGACAGUAAGAGGGGCAGCCUGUUCUCUGGGGGAUUCACCUCUGGCCCUCCUGGCCCCACACCAACCCCCGAAUCCCCAGAGCUCCCUGUGUUCGAGGACGAGCCUCUCAAAACAGAGACAGAUGGGUUUGAGAAUAAGCCAUUUGUCCGAGGCACUCAGGGCAGGAGCGUGAGCAUGAGGUCACCCACUAAGACCAAGGACACCCUGAGCAAAGUGCUGCCCCUGCGCUGGUCCUUUGGUUCCAAGGACCGCCCCAAACCCUCCGCCCCCAGGCGAGGGGAGCUGGUGGAGUACCUGGAGUCAGGGCGCAGGCCGCGGUGCACCAAGGACCCCAUCAUCACCCUAGUGGCCACCCCGCCCCAGGGCGGGCACAGGGACCUGGGCAGCUCCCCCAGUGUCAGCAGCCUGAGCUGCAUGGACAGGUCCAACUCUGAGGCCUGCGACUCCCCAAGAGUACCAGAGGGCCAGAGCAGGCCUGCCAUAGAGAGGAGCUCCAGCCUGGGGCUCAGUAUUAUCACUAAAGUCAGGGAUGACAGCUCACUUGGCCGGAGGUCCUCCAAGAGGUUCAGGCAGGACCAGGGCAGGACCCUGGACCCUCACCCCCAUAGAGGCUCUACUGAUGGGGUCCACAUCAGCCACAGUGCCCCCCCAAGUAGGGACUCCACACUGAAGAGGCCCAAGGCCCAAGCAGGGCUGACCUCCAGGGUAGGGGUGCUGCAGGCUGGUCUACAGCCUGAGGAGAGGAAGGGGAUGAGGGGUCAGGAGGUAAGGAGCCACGACAGCCUCUUGUCCUUUUUCAAAUCAGGCUUCCUGAAGAAAGACACUCAGAGGACACCUAGCAAGGGGGAGGUGGUCCGGGCCAAUGGCCAUGGACGAACCAGCAAGGUGGCAAACGGUAGUUUGUCUAAACUCUCCCUCUCCAAUGGGACCCUGAACGGUGUAGCGCUGGAGGAAAAGAGGGCCAACGGCGCCCCUAGAAGUGACUGCCGUCACAGCAAAGCGCAGCUUGUCAACGGGAGGGCAGGGAGUCACAGCUCUGCUGCUGACAUCAAGCGUGCCCACAGCUCCAGUAACAUCCAGACCAAACUGGACUUGACCCUGCGCAGGUGUGCCUCUCUGCAGAGGAACGGGCAGGUAGCUCCCCCGGCCCCCCGCAGCAGCCUGGCCACAGACAAGCCCAGCUAUGCCACCCUGCAGCGGGCACGCUACAGCACCACCUCCCUGGGCAGGCAGCAGAGACCCGUCCCCGAGUCCUGCUUCUGACUCCCUCCGCACGGCUAGACUAACUGGCUGCUGCCACAGCAGUAGAGUUAUCUGGCGUGUGUGUCUCUUUAUUUAGAGUUUCUGCCAAUGCUACUGCCAGUGUUAGCAUGUUAGUGUGAGCUGAGCAGUCUGGCCACCACAGCUAGAGCAGAGGAAUAGUCACGGUGUUACUAGACAGGUUCUUAGGGGAGGCUUUGCCAACAGCUGAAAUCAGCAAUGCAGUGCGUAACAGUUAACUGUCUGUCAUAGUCUUCUGUUUAAUGUAAGUGCCUCUGUGACAGUUCAGAAUGAUUGUUUGUUGAACACUGCAACCACGCUGUUGAUUGACACAAAUCACAUCCAGACGGUCACCAGGUCUCUGUAGUAUAACCAUCAGAGAUGUUUCUUUUUUUCUUUUUUCUUUUUUUUUUUCAAUUUUUUUUUUAUUGAACACACACAAGAAUGGUGUAUAGGUAUACA
This is a messenger RNA of Oncorhynchus kisutch (coho salmon), 4498 nucleotides long. RefSeq names its product ubiquitin carboxyl-terminal hydrolase 43-like. Gene Ontology annotation, biological process: protein deubiquitination. NCBI's taxonomy places the organism in Eukaryota, Metazoa, Chordata, Actinopteri, Salmoniformes, Salmonidae. Gene Ontology annotation, molecular function: cysteine-type deubiquitinase activity. The record is from RefSeq and is a predicted model, not a curated record. The transcript is spliced from 15 exons. The coding region runs from base 347 to 4039 and encodes 1230 amino acids.